Meira miltonrushii is the source of this 1824-nucleotide messenger RNA. Its product is annotated as Arabinanase/levansucrase/invertase. The record is from RefSeq and is a predicted model, not a curated record. The transcript has a single exon. Bases 1 to 1824 code for a protein of 607 amino acids. NCBI's taxonomy places the organism in Eukaryota, Fungi, Basidiomycota, Exobasidiomycetes, Exobasidiales, Brachybasidiaceae. Gene Ontology annotation, molecular function: sucrose alpha-glucosidase activity. Gene Ontology annotation, biological process: sucrose catabolic process.
AUGACAAUUUCAAGUUUAACGAGCACAUCUUCUGACGAUCUCGAAACGUCAAAUGCUACAAUCAGACAAGCGAAAGAUGUUGAUGAACAGGAUUUCCUUCGUUUUCGUCCUUCAUACCACUUGAUCGCGCCGAAGAAUUGGAUGAAUGAUCCAUGCGGUCCCUGUUAUGAUGAAAAGACAGGCUUGUACCAUUUAUUGUAUCAAUACAAUCCCGAAGGUGCGACUUGGGGAAAUAUGUCUUGGUUACAUGCCACUUCAAAGGAUAUGGUUCAUUGGGCACACGUAAACAAAACGCCUUCUUUUACGCCACAAUUACCUCAUGAUUGCAAAGGCGUUUUUUCCGGAGCAAUGGUUCCACAUGGUCCACGUGGUGAAGAGAACAUGUUAACUGCAUUUUAUACUGCAGUAUCCUAUUUACCAAUUCAUUGGACAAAGCCAUAUCAUUGGGGUUGUGAAAAGUUGGCAAUCGCAACUUCUACAGACGGAGGUCAAACUUGGAACCGUGAUGAAUCUUCGGUUUUAUUGGAAUCACCGCCUGUUGAACAUAAAGAAGAUGUCGCUUCUUGGCGAGAUCCUUUUAUCUCUGCAUGGCCUGAAAUGGAUGAUCAGUUGGGCUUGCCUAGAGGUAAAUACUUGUACGGCUUGAUUGCUGGUGGAUUGCGCAAUAAGACACCGACUGCAUUCCUUUAUCGUAUCGAAAAGGAAGAUUUGACAAAGUGGAAAUUUGUCUCAACGAUUGCAGAUGUCGGUCUCAAUCAUUCUUUAGGUAAAGCAAGUGGUGAAAUGGGCCGUAAUUGGGAAGUUUGUAACUUUUUCACAUUACCACGUCAAUCUCCCCAAACCGGAAAGGAUGCACAAUAUACGCUCAUGAACGUUGAAGGUGUAGGUAAAGAUUUCAAAUCACGCCAUCCAAUGUGGGCACAAUCUUCAAUGACAAAGAGCAAAGACGGAAAAGGAGUAAUCUUGCAUCCUUUCAAAAGCGGAAUUCUUGAUCAUGGAAGUCUUUAUGCUGCAACGACAUUUUACCAUCAACAUACUUCUCGUCGUAUCCUCUGGGGUUGGAUUACGGAAGAUGAUUUGGCAGAAUCUCGUUAUGAUCAACAAGGAUGGUCUGGUUGCAUUUCUCUGCCGCGCGAGAUCGUUCCACUCUCGUUUGAGAAUGUUGAUCCCGUCAUGCUUCAACAUUCUCUCAUUGCACCUACCUUUGAUUUUAGCAAAGCCGAUCAAAGUUCUACAACCGGCGUCAAGAUUUCAACACUUGGUGUCAAGCCUGCUGAAGAAAGUGCCGCUUUGCGUAAAGGUGCUGAGUAUCAUUAUAUCGCCAAGCCGUCAACGGCCAAGCUUCCAAUCAAUUCACGCAACUUUGAACUCUCCUUCGAAGUCCUCAUCAACAAGGAAAGCUCCGAAGGGGGCGUCUCCAUCUGUCAUGAUGCAGACGGAAAGCAUGGCGUCAAGGUUGUGUAUUCGAACGAAACCAUUCAAGUCAUUCGUGAAGGUACAACUUCCGAUCCAGACGUAAACACAAGCACAAUCACUGUGCCUUUUGCUCCUUUGCGUUUUGUUGACGGUACAUUUGAACGUUUACGCUUCCAUCUCUUCCUCGACAAUAGUGUCUUGGAAUUAUUCGUCAACGAUCGUUUGUGUAUCACCACACGCAUUUAUUGGCAGCAUGAAGAAGCUAUUCAAACUUCUUUGAUACGAAACAGCGGCGAGAGCAAUUAUCAAAAUGUUCAAAUUUGGUCAGGAUUGCAAAAGGCAAUGCUUGACGAAGGAGCUGAUGCUGAUCAAGACGCACUUGGCAUUGAUGGCGUAGCACAUCUUUGA